AUGGCAGAUCAUAUAGCAGCAAUGGAAGCACAAAUGGUGUCAGAGAGAAUGAAAAGGAAGCUCAGUGAAGUCAAUUCAGCUGCUCAAGCUCAACUCUCGCCUGUCCAAGAUCACAUCAAUUUCACUCUUCAGCAAGCAUACUUCAAAUGUGCAUAUGACUGCUUUGAUAGGAGACGGAAGCAAGAAGAGAUAAGCAAUUGCGUUGAACAUUGCAGUGUUCCAGUUCUUAAUGCUCAAAAUCACUUUGAGAAUGAGAUGGCCAAGUUUCAAGAAAAGUUGAACAGGUCCCUUAUGGUCUGCCAAGACAAAUUUGAGGCAGCUAAAGCUCAGCAGCUUGGAUCUGAAGCUGUAAAUGCAUUGGAGUCGUGUGUUGACCAGUCAAUCCAUGAUAACAUGAUGAUACUGCCACAUCUAGUUGGAAGAAUGAAGCAAUCCUUUGCCAUCCGUGAUGAAGCUAAAUGA
Messenger RNA from Dovyalis caffra, 462 nucleotides. NCBI's taxonomy places the organism in Eukaryota, Viridiplantae, Streptophyta, Magnoliopsida, Malpighiales, Salicaceae. The record is from the annotation of a GenBank genome assembly.